Sparassis crispa is the source of this 324-nucleotide messenger RNA. Its product is annotated as 54S ribosomal protein L31, mitochondrial. The record is from RefSeq and is a predicted model, not a curated record. Gene Ontology annotation, molecular function: structural constituent of ribosome. Lineage: Eukaryota; Fungi; Basidiomycota; Agaricomycetes; Polyporales; Sparassidaceae. The coding region runs from base 1 to 324 and encodes 107 amino acids. Gene Ontology annotation, cellular component: mitochondrial large ribosomal subunit. The transcript is spliced from 4 exons.
AUGUUCGGAGCUUUCAGAGCGACCCAGCCGACACUCGGAGGUCUUCUCUGGAAGGUCCCAUGGAGAUUGUCACCAACCCGUAAGGCCAAUGUCCGGACACGACUGAAGAGAGUGGACUCGGUCAUCGAGGCCGUUAGAGUCAGUGGGGUCCAGUGUGCUGCAUUGACGAAAGCUCUCGAGCUCCCGAAGGAGAGCGAAAUGCCUGCGAGGGAUAAGUACACCGUGUUCACCCGUCAUGCUCACUACAGGAACUACCGCAAAGGUAUCCAUAAAGUGCCCAAGUUUACGCGGUUGACGUUGAGGACAAAUCCAAAGGGUUUCUAG